GCUGGGCGAGGAGGGUUCGAAGAUGCCCCGCGCGUUCCUGGUGAAGAAGCCGUGCGUCUCCACGUGCAAGAGGAACUGGAGCGAGCUCCCCGACGAGGAGCGCGGCGAGAUCUACGUGCCAGUCAGUCUGGGCUUUUGCCCCCCACAGCCCUACCGGGAGCCAGAGCCAUCGGUGGCUGAGCCCCCGUCUUGCCCCCUGGUUUUGGACAUGAGCCUUCGGGACUCCGGCUAUGGUGUGGCCCCAGGGCCCUGCGUGGUGGCCCAGCUGCCCUCCGAAGACACGAGUCGUUUGGCAGAGCGCCAGAGCAGAGACCACGGCUUUCUGCGCACCAAAAUGAAGGUGACCCUGGGGGACAGUCCCAGUGGAGACCUCUUCACCUGCCACAUCUGCCAGAAGGCCUUCACCUACCAGCGCAUGCUGAACCGCCACAUGAAGUGUCACAACGACGUCAAGAGGCACCUGUGCACCUACUGCGGGAAAGGCUUCAAUGACACGUUCGACCUGAAGAGGCACGUCCGCACCCACACCGGUGUGCGGCCCUACAAAUGCAGCCUGUGCGACAAGGCCUUCACGCAGCGCUGCUCGCUGGAGUCCCAUCUCAAGAAGAUCCACGGUGUGCAGCAGAAGUACGCGUACAAGGAGCGGCGGGCCAAGCUGUACGUGUGUGAGGAGUGCGGCUGCACGUCCGAGAGCCAGGAGGGCCACGUCCUGCAUCUGAAGGAGCACCACCCCGACAGCCCGCUGCUGCGCAAGACCUCCAAGAAGGUGGCCGUAGCCCUGCAGAACACCGUCACCUCCCUGCUCCAGAGCAACCACCACCUCUGAGCGGCCCCGCCCGGCCUGGGUCGCCUGCCCGCUGCCCGGCGGUGACCGGGCCUAGAGCCCCCUGAGGCUCACAUGUCCGCUCAGGCCUGGCGCUGAUCUCUGCUCACGUUUGCCUUUUUGUCUGAGGGGCAGAGGCCACUCUGAGCCCGGACCAACGUGGGCGAGGCCCAGGGUGCCUUCCCCGUGAAGCAGCCCGCCUACGGUGAGAAGACUUCCUUCCCAGAGGACAGAUGGGGAUGCUCGGCGGCCAUGCUCCUC
Messenger RNA from Lontra canadensis (Northern American river otter), 1084 nucleotides. It is a transcript of the gene OVOL1, whose product is annotated as ovo like transcriptional repressor 1. Gene Ontology annotation, biological process: regulation of transcription by RNA polymerase II; epidermal cell differentiation. Lineage: Eukaryota; Metazoa; Chordata; Mammalia; Carnivora; Mustelidae. Gene Ontology annotation, cellular component: nucleus. The record is from RefSeq and is a predicted model, not a curated record. Gene Ontology annotation, molecular function: DNA-binding transcription factor activity, RNA polymerase II-specific; RNA polymerase II cis-regulatory region sequence-specific DNA binding.